AUGGAUUCAGCGUUGGGAAGUAGUUUAUUCUUUAUAAUGUAUUUUGAUAUGAUGGUUUUGACUACAUUAUCAUGUUUAAAGAAGCGGACCGAAAUUACGAUAAAGAAGAUUGAUCAACCUCCUACACGUACGAGUGCCCUAUUACAACCGAAAGCAAUCGAACUCAAUCAGAAAGAGAAGUUGAUAAAAGGCGGCCUGAAAACGGGAAAAUAUGCUUAUCCCACCUUCGACGAUAUAAAGAGUGAUUGGAGUGAUAAGGAGCAGAAAACUGGAGGCCAUAAAAAAUCUGUACGCUUCGUUUUUGUGCUCACAUAUGAUCCACCGAAACCCUUAGCCUUCUCAAAUCGAACCGCGCUCUAA
Molecule: messenger RNA, 360 nt
Organism: Angiostrongylus costaricensis
Lineage: Eukaryota; Metazoa; Nematoda; Chromadorea; Rhabditida; Metastrongylidae
Source: the annotation of a GenBank genome assembly